AACCCGGUCUCGAGGAAUCCGGAGACAGAGGAGAACGAAACGCUCGCCACACCUCUUCUGGGAGGAGACGUUUAUGAGCUUUAACGCGAGGACACCUCGCCGGGGAAUCGGGAGGCCCGGACGACUUAAAAUUUAAAAACCUCUGCCCAUCGGUUGCCUUGCUUCGAAACAGAAAUUAAAAGACCCAGGUCGACCUAGACACUCCCGCGACAGAUGUGUGCGGCGCAGGAGCCCGGGAGGGGCAGGGGCGGCCCACGGUGCGGUGUGCUCUGGGAAGGAACAGGGUCCGAGACUGCGGAGGACCGGCCCGGCCUUGAGAGCAGGCCCCGACCCCUCGCAGUCUGUUGCGCAAGCAACGGGGCGGGAGUUGGGGAGGGCGGCUAAGUUCUGUUUCCAGGGAGACCAUUCGGCUGACCGCCAACAGAGCUAAAGGUGGACAAACCCCGACGGGCGGCCAAGGUCCUGAAGGAGCCCCCUAGUAAAGGUUGGCGACGAUGUCCUGACCCUUGAUUGACCCCAAACUCCUGAUUCUGCCUCUCCCAACCUCGUGACCCUGAGACGCGUCGAACCCCGCCAGAAUCUUCGGGCUGGUCGAGGGGAAGGGCUGAGCUGGAGGAGCGGGCUGGAGGCCUCGACCCAUGGUGCCCAAGAGGAAGCGCGGGCCGAGCGCCUGGGGCCGGUCUGGCGCGGCAGGAGAGGGCACCGAGCCGCCGCAAUCGGAGAGCGCUCAGUACUUGCAGCGAGAAUACAAACUGCUCUCGGAGCAGCUGGACGCCUGCGAGGAGCGCGUCGACCAGGAGCUGCAGGAGAACGCCUUCCUGGACUGCGAGGCGCAGCGCCUGCGCGAGGAGAACCGGCUCUACGCCAGCUACGUGAGCACGCGCGCGCAGCGCUGCGCCAACGCUAUCGUCCGGCUGGAGGAGCAGAACCGCGUGGACCUGACGGAGAUCCACCGGCAGCGCGCAGAGCUGGCGUCGCUCUACCGCCGGCGUGAGGAGGGGGUGUGCGCGCAGCUGCUGGAGAUGGAGACGCGCGCGGCGCAGAUGGCGCGACAGGUGCAGGAGCUGCAGCCCUACAAGGAGCUGCAGCUGGAGCAGCUGGCCCGGAUCCGGGCGCUGGAGCGCGAGCUGCUGCAUAUGCGCGUGGAGCACAUGCAGCUGCUCCAUCGCAUGAAGCGGUGUUUCCAGGAGGAAAAAGCAGCCUUCGAGCGCGAGGCGCGCCAGCGCGUGCAGUCCCUGGCGUGGCGCGCGGAGCGGGAGGCGGCGCGCGCGCUCAUCGCGCACACACAGGCCAUCAGAGAGGACAACGGGCGCCUGCGGCAGGAGCUGCUGCGGCUGCAACGCCGGGCCCAGGUGCUGCACGACACGCGGCGCCAGUUGCUGGAGCAGCGUGAACAGCUGCGGCGCGAGCACGAGGACAUGCGGAACCUGGCCCACGUGCACAGCUGGCUGCGCCGGGGCUCCGAGGGCCCGCCGCUUUGGCAGCCGCCGCUGGCCAACUCGCACCCUGAGCACUUCGCCUCCACCACGAUCCAGUCGCGCGCGACCUCCUGGGCCCCAUCAGUCUCGGCCUCCCGGAAGCCGUCUCAGGUCUCGUGGCGCGCGGCCUCUUGGGCCCCAUCGUUGCUGUCGAAGCUCGCGGUUCCCUGGGUCCCGUCAUUGGUCCCGUCGCGUGUUGGCUCCAGGGUCCUGUCGCUGGCCCCUUCGAAGGCGGAAUCACGGGUCCCAUGCCAGGACCCAUCGCAUGCGAGCUCCAGGGUCCCGUCCUUGACCUUGUCGCGCCCAGGCUCCCGAGUCCCAUCCCUGACCCCGCCACGCCUGGAUUCCUGGGCCCCUUCGCGGUCCUCAUUGCGUGCCGCCUCACAGAACACCACCCUCUUUGGGAAGUCCGUCCCCGGGUCGGGCUCUUCCCGUCCCCCAGUCGAAGGAGACCGUGAAUGUGACGCUGCAGGCGAAGGCGCCUCGGGGAGAUCCUGAACUUACCCGGAGGAAGGCCAAUGAGGCCAGACGGUGCGGGGGAGACGGGGGUGCGCAGGACGCGGAUUUGGUGAGUGGAUUAUCAAUAAAGGUGUGACCCCCCUCCCCACCCCUCUCCGCUCUGGCACCGCCUGCUUCGCUGUCCCGCAUUUCUGGCCGGCGCAGGGACCACUCAUUAUGGCUCCCAGUUUCCAAGCUGCAAGGUAGCUUGAUCGUCCUGUGCCCUGUGUGUCUGCCAGGAUUGAGCAUCCCUCAACCCCACAGCUGACCUCUGGCAGGGGCAGAGGGAGCCGGCCACGCCAUCGUCCUGCCCAUGAGGGCUGAAGUCUGGUGGCAGAGAUGGACAUCACGGGCAUGGACAGGUAGUAUGAGAGCAGGAAGGGAGUCUGGCGGGCCAGGGAGGAGCUGGUCCACUGCGUGUGGCGGCCGGGAGGGCCAGCGUGGUUUGAGCUGCUCAAGAGAGCCAUGGGGGGGGGGCGUGGGCUUUGUUCUGGCGCCAUGGGGAGCCACAGGCGUUUUUAUGUUUAACCUAUUGUUUUUUUGUUUGUUUUUGCCGCGCCCUGCGGCUUGUGGGAUCCUAGAUCCCUGACCAGGGAUUGAACCCGGGCCCUGGCAGUGAAAGUCCUAACCACUGGACCUCCAGGGAGUUCCGGGGGGGAGGGUAAUUUUAAAUUUUGACUUAGCUGUCAGUCCAAGUGCACGGAGGCCAGUUAGUACGCUCUCCCUCACCUGUGGUUUGCAUUAAUCAACGGCUGCAUUGGGGAGGUGGAGCGUGGGGGAGACCAGGGCGGAUGCGCCACCGUGGCCCAUGGACCUGGACCCUGUGGAGGGAGGAGUUCAGACCGCAGCUUUCAAACAGAGCCCCCCCAGCCCCCGCCAACCUUGCCGUGGAAAUUUAGUUAAACGUUCUGGUUCUGGGUUGGAAGUGCUGGUGGGGGGCUGGCAGCAUCAAACACAAAUUCUCUGAGAAGAGUUCACUUGAGGGACUUCCCUGGUGGCGCAGUGGUUAAGAAUCCGUCUGCCAAUGGAGGGGACACCGGUUGGAGCCCUGGUCUGGGAAGAUCCCACAUGCC
This is a messenger RNA of Aethalodelphis obliquidens (Pacific white-sided dolphin), 3049 nucleotides long. RefSeq names its product coiled-coil domain containing 166 (gene CCDC166). The transcript is spliced from 2 exons. Lineage: Eukaryota; Metazoa; Chordata; Mammalia; Artiodactyla; Delphinidae. Bases 639 to 1976 code for a protein of 445 amino acids. The record is from RefSeq and is a predicted model, not a curated record.